AUUGCUCCUGCUGCCUCAUGUACAUUAAACCCAACCAUCUUGGGGUGGACUCCCUGCCAGCCCAGCUCUUACGUUUUCGGUUCUUCUAGUGUGAAUCAGUUAACAUUCUUGGGGACGAGGGAAAGGUUGAUCCGGGGAGGAAAUCAGCCACGGGGAAAAGGCUUGCUCUUGCUUUUGUUUUCACCUCCUUUUGCUGAACAAAUUUGAUUUCCGGAGUCAGUCAUUUUACUGUCAAGAAAUUUCUUCGGCAUUCUGCAACAGUUUCCAAGGUGGCUAGAUCCAUCAGAAGCUGAAGCCGCAGAGAACGCUCUCAGGACCCUUUGCCACUUCUUGAAGCUGAAGCCGACAGACAGCUGUUUGGAAAUGUUUCCUUCACACACCAGUUGAAGACUCGGCUUUGGAGGUUUUCAAAGCAGACGGCGCGUCUCCCUUGGACCGGCAGGGAGAAGUAACAUUCUGCAGAUCACUGUCAGAGGUCCAGAGGACGCAGACCUGCCUGGCUUGCAUUCCCCUUGCUGAAUGGCGUGUGCUGCCGCCGCCCACUGAGAACUCCUUUGGGAUUCUGACUUGUGAGUAGGACGCGAGGCUGGGAAGAUGCUGAGUUCCAUCAAGUGCGUGUUGGUGGGCGACUCUGCUGUGGGGAAAACCUCUCUGUUGGUGCGCUUCACCUCCGAGACCUUCCCAGAGGCCUACAAACCCACAGUGUAUGAGAACACGGGGGUGGACGUCUUCAUGGAUGGCAUCCAGAUCAGCCUGGGCCUCUGGGACACAGCGGGUAAUGACGCCUUCAGAAGCAUCCGGCCCCUGUCCUACCAGCAGGCGGACGUGGUGCUGAUGUGCUACUCUGUGGCCAACCAUAACUCGUUCCUGAACUUGAAGAACAAGUGGAUUGGUGAAAUCAGGAGCAACUUGCCCUGUACUCCGGUGCUGGUGGUGGCCACCCAGACUGACCAGCGGGAGAUGGGGCCCCACAGGGCCUCCUGCGUCAAUGCCAUAGACGGGAAGAGACUGGCCCAGGACGUCAGAGCCAAGGGCUACCUGGAGUGCUCAGCUCUUAGCAACCGGGGGGUGCAGCAGGUGUUUGAGUGUGCUGUCCGAACUGCCGUCAACCAGGCCAGAAGGCGAAACAGAAGGAGACUCUUCUCCAUCAAUGAGUGCAAGAUCUUCUAAACGCCAAGAGACUUCACACAACACUUACGUAUGCGCCCCAGAGACUAAUGGGGAGCAGGGGAAGCCAGGAAAACUUGGUGUUUUCUCUGGGUACACCCCAAGCAGCAUCUCCUUUUGGAUACAGUUAUUGACAAGGCUUGGCCACUGGAUGUUUUCACUAACUACUCUCUACAAGUGAACUCCUUGCCUGGGCCAGUUUGAAAAUCCCUUGGGAAGCUGCAAUGAAUAUUCAAUCUUUGAUUAAAAAAGUGACAUAGUCUCCACAAUUUUGGACAACGAAGUGAGUUUUUCAAAGAAUUCCAUAUUUAAAGACACAUUUUAUUUAAUAACACAAUGUAUUGCUUUUGUAUAUAAUUAGUUUUCACACUUGGAAAAUCUUUUCCUAUAUCCUUGAAAACAUAAACUGCUCUGUGAGUGAAAUAACCGUACGAAGCUCUUCAUGUGUUUGUAGUGUUAUUAUUUUCACCUCAAGUAGAAAGUCUGUUGAAACCACUUGGCUGCUGGAUUUAAAUGGGUAAUCAAAUUUAAAAACGACCAUAAAUGAAUCUUUGCAAUUUAUCUUCUACCUACCUGUUAUUCAGAGUUGAAUAUAAAGUACAGUUCCAUAAAAUAUCCUAA
Molecule: messenger RNA, 1788 nt
Organism: Saimiri boliviensis boliviensis (Bolivian squirrel monkey)
Lineage: Eukaryota; Metazoa; Chordata; Mammalia; Primates; Cebidae
Gene: RHOH
Product: ras homolog family member H
Biological process (GO): small GTPase-mediated signal transduction
Molecular function (GO): GTPase activity; GTP binding
Source: RefSeq, a predicted model, not a curated record